GUGGAGGUUUCCGUCUUUUCAUGUCCGCAACACUGGCUCCAUUAUUUUUUGGUCUGGAUUCUCAUUUAUUUAUAAGUAGAAUCAAACCCUUAGUGUUGUGUUGUUGGCCUCGCCUGUGUUUAUGAUGAUAAUGAGCAGCCUGUGAUGUGUCUCGGGGGAUCUCCAGAUAUUUUGCUGCCCAUGUGGGAGUGGAGAGGGGAGGGAGCACUUGAGAGGAAGUUGUCUCUUUGUUUGGUCACAUUUUUAAAAUUGAUUUCUGCGACUAAGUGAAUAAUGCUGCGUGAUGGAGGGAAACGGCUGUUGGAAUCUCAACUUGUUUCCGUAUCUCAGAAGCAAAGUACCGUACAGAGGUUUGAAGCUGUUGUGUAGUAAUCUGAUACUUAAAGCUGCAGUGUGUGUUUUUUUUAGACCAUUAUCACAUGGUUUAUGUUGGAGCUGCAUAAAUAGUGAAAGACAGAGCAAAUAAACUUAGUCCUAAAGUUCAGCAAAUGGCGCAGCAACUUCUGCAGAAAUGUUUUUCUUAACAGGAAGAAUCUCUUGCAGCCGUGUAGUUGUUAUGUAACCUAAACAGAGCCUGUGUUAGAUCCUGUGAGUUUGAGGAAAUAAUACAAAAAAAACACUUUAACAAUUGGUUCUCUCAAGAGGAGGGAAGUCUGUCAUCUUGAAGCAAUGCAGUAACACACUGGCAUGUUUUCGUACGAGUCCUGCUUAUGAAUUGGUGCGUUCUGCAACCCUGUCGUAUAUCGUGCAACAAGGUCAGAAAGGUGAUGAGCAGUGCACAGAGACACAGGGGCUGUAAAAGGUUAUCAAAGGCAAGCUCAAUAACCAAGUGCAAUCAGUAUUUUCCCUCGGCGAACGGUACAAAGCUGGAGUUCAGUUUAAAGUUCAUACUGUAUCAACCCCAGGAAGAAUUGCACUCCAGCUCCAGGAUAUAGCUGAUGCGACUCAGUUUCUCAGUGACAGACCGAAUUUCUGUGGAGUUACGCUUUGCCUUGUGGGAGCAACUGCAGUGAGACUUUGGAAUGAGCACGACAUGAGCCAACAGAUAAUCAUGGCCUAGCAUGUCCGGUCUUCAUCUGGUGAAAAAAGGACGUGAACACAGAAAGAUGGAUCUACAGAGGGACUUCACUGUGGCCUCUCCGGCCGAGUUUGUCACUCGAUUCGGUGGCAACCGUGUCAUCGAAAAAGUGCUGAUCGCCAACAAUGGCAUCGCCGCAGUCAAAUGUAUGCGUUCUAUCCGUCGAUGGUCCUACGAAAUGUUUCGCAACGAGAGGACCAUCCGCUUUGUUGUCAUGGUGACCCCUGAAGACUUGAAGGCUAAUGCAGAAUACAUUAAGAUGGCAGAUCAUUAUGUGCCUGUACCUGGCGGGCCCAACAAUAACAACUAUGCCAACGUAGAGCUGAUAGUGGACAUUGCAAAAAGAAUCCCAGUGCAGGCUGUGUGGGCCGGCUGGGGACAUGCGUCAGAAAAUCCCAAACUGCCCGACCUCCUGAACAAAGCAGGGAUAUCAUUUUUAGGGCCGUCCAGUAAGGCCAUGUGGGCUCUAGGGGAUAAAGUGGCUUCGUCCAUUGUGGCCCAGAGUGCUGACAUUCCCACACUACCAUGGAGCGGAUCAGGUCUGAGAGUGGAGUGGACAGAGGAGGACCAAGCAGGAGAAAAUGUGAUCAGUGUUCCUCCAGAGAUCUACGCAAAGGGCUGCGUCCUUGAUGUAGACGAUGGCAUGGCAGGAGCUGAGAGGAUUGGUUAUCCGGUUGUUAUCAAGGCCUCUGAGGGUGGAGGUGGAAAGGGAAUCCGUAAAGUAGAAAGUUCUGAGGACUUUCCCAGUUCAUAUAGACAGGUUCAGACAGAGGUACCUGGCUCACCCAUCUUCGUCAUGCAGCUGGCUCAGCAUGCGAGGCACCUCGAGGUGCAGAUACUGGCCGAUGAAUACGGGAAUGCCAUCUCUCUGUUUGGACGAGACUGCUCCAUCCAGAGGAGGCACCAGAAGAUCAUAGAGGAGGCUCCUCCCACCAUAGCUUCUCCCUCCACGUUCGAGCAAAUGGAACAGUUUGCUGUGCGACUUGCCAAGAUGGUGGGUUAUGUGAGUGCAGGUACUGUGGAGUAUCUCUUCUCUGAAGAUGAAAGUUUCCACUUCCUGGAGCUGAAUCCACGUCUGCAGGUUGAACAUCCGUGCACAGAGAUGAUCGGCGAUGUAAACCUGCCUGCGGCCCAGCUUCAGAUUGCCAUGGGAAUCCCGCUUCAUAGAAUCAAGGACAUCCGCUUGCUUUAUGGAGAAACUCCGUGGGGCGACACCAUCAUUAACUUUGAAAAUCCAGACUGCAUCCCGAGUCCAAGAGGGCACGUCAUAGCUGCUCGCAUCACCAGCGAGAACCCUGAUGAGGGUUUCAAGCCCAGUUCUGGCACCGUGCAGGAGCUGAACUUCCGCAGCAGUAAAAAUGUGUGGGGUUACUUCAGCGUGGGGGCGACCGGCGGCCUGCAUGAAUUCGCGGACUCGCAGUUCGGACACUGUUUCUCGUGGGGCGAGAACCGCGAAGAAGCCAUUUCGAACAUGGUGGUGGCGAUGAAGGAGCUGUCCAUCAGAGGCGACUUCAGGACAACUGUUGAGUACCUCAUUAAGCUACUGGAGACGGAAAACUUCAGAAACAAUGACAUCGACACUGGCUGGCUGGAUCAUCUCAUUGCAGAGAAAGUGCAGGCAGAGAGACCAGACACCAUGCUGGGUGUGGUCUGUGGGGCUUUGCACGUUGCUGAUGCGAGCUUCAGAAAGAGCAUGUCUGAUUACCUACAUUCCCUGGAAAGAGGACAGGUGCUGCCUGCAGCCAGUCUCCUCAACUCUGUCAGUGUCGAACUUAUAUUCGAAGGAGUCAAGUUCUGUCUCAAGGUGGCGCGCCAGUCCCCGACAACAUACUUCAUUGUGAUGAACAGCUCCAACAUUGAAAUAGACGUCCACAGGCUAAGUGAUGGAGGCCUCCUGCUGUCCUACGAUGGCAGCAGCCACACCACCUACAUGAAGGAGGAAGUCGACCGUUACCGCAUCACUGUUGGCAACAAGACCUGUGUAUUUGAGAAGGAGAAGGAUCCCACAGUGCUGAGGUCGCCGUCCGCUGGCAAACUGCUGCAGUACAUGGUGGAGGAUGGAGGUCACAUUAAUGCAGGGGACAUCUACGCUGAGAUUGAGGUGAUGAAGAUGGUGAUGACUCUGACUGUGCAGCAGUCUGGUUGUGUCCACUUUGUUAAGAGACCUGGAGCGGUGCUGGUGCUUGGCUGUAUUGUGGCACAUAUCGACCUCGACGACCCCAGCAGUAUACAUCGGGUGGAGCUCAACACAGCCAUGUUGCCGCCCCAGCAGCCGCUGCCCAUGGUCGGGGAAAAGCUUCACCAGGUGUUUCACAGUGUCCUCGAGAACCUGGUUAAGGUCAUGGAAGGGUACUGCCUUGAAGAGCCCUACUUCAGCACCAAGCUGAAAAAGUGGGUGGCCACCCUGAUGAAGAGUCUAAGAGACCCCUCCCUGCCGCUGCUGGAGCUCCAGGAAAUCAUGACCAGUGUGGCGGGACGUGUUCCACCUGGUGUUGAGAAAAACAUCCGGAAGGUCAUAGCCCAGUACGCCAGCAACAUCACGUCCGUCCUCUGCCAGUUCCCCAGUCAAAGGAUUGCAAAUAUUCUAGACAGCCAUGCAGCGACCAUGCAGAGGAAGGCUGACCGAGAGGUUUUCUUCAUGAACACCCAGAGUAUCGUACAGCUGGUACAAAGGUACCGCAGUGGAAUCCGGGGUUAUAUGAAGUCUGUGGUUCUAGACCUGCUGAAGCGCUACCUGCAAGUUGAGAUGCAGUUUCAGCAAGCUCACUAUGACAAGUGUGUCAUCAACUUGAGAGAACAGCACAAACCCAACAUGAGUCCGGUGCUGGAGUACAUCUUCUCUCAUGCUCAGGUCCCCAAGAAGAACAUCCUGGUCACAAUGCUCAUCGACCAACUGUGCGGACGGGAUUCCACGCUGGCCGAUGAGCUGAUGGCGAUUCUGAAUGAACUCACACAGCUCAGUAAGACGGAGAACUCACGGGUGGCACUGAGAGCCAGACAGGUCUUGAUUGCCUCAAAUCUACCAUCAUAUGAGCUGAGACACAACCAGGUGGAGUCCAUCUUCCUGUCGGCCAUUGACAUGUACGGACACCAGUUCUGUCCAGAGAACCUGAAGAAACUCAUCCUCUCUGAAACCUCCAUAUUUGAUGUUUUACCCAAUUUCUUCUAUCACUCCAAUCAAGUGGUGUGCAUGGCUGCACUUGAGGUGUAUGUGCGCAGAGCUUAUAUCGCCUAUGAGCUAAACAGCAUCCAGCAUCACCAGCUGCAGGACGGAACAUGUGCUGUGGACUUCCAGUUCAUGUUGCCGUCAUCACAUCCCAACAGAGGGAGCAGCCCUACUAUGAACAGACUUCCUGUGCCGAUGCAUGGAUCAGGACAGUUUAACAUCAGGCGUCAGAGCAGUGAGCUCUUCCUGGAGGGAGCCUGGUCUCCACCCUGCCAGCGCAUGGGUGCCAUGGUGGCGUUCCAGUGUUUCGACGACUUCAGAAGGAAUUUCGAUGAAGUUCUUUCCAGCUUUGCAGAACCACUCGCGGAGAGUUCUCCGUUCUCGGAGUCCUGCUCCAGUCUUUACGAGGAGGAGAAUUUUAAGAAUACGAGGGAGAAUCCAAUCCACAUCAUUAAUGUGUCCAUAAAAACAGCAGAUACGGAGGAUGACAAUGCCUUGGUCACAGCGUUGUCUGCCUUCACCCAGUCAAAGAGAGCAAUCCUCUUCGAGUAUGGAAUCAGGAGAAUCACGUUUUUGAUCGCACAGAAGAGAGAAUUUCCCAAGUUCUUCACGUUCAGAGCUAGAGACGGGUUCCAGGAGGAUCGUAUUUACAGGAAUCUGGAGCCAGCGUUAGCGUUUCAGCUGGAGCUCAACCGUAUGAGGAACUUUGGCCUGAAAGCUGUUCCCUGUUCCAACCACAAGAUGCACCUCUACCUGGGCGCUGCUCGUGUUCAGGAGGGAGCUGAGGUCACAGACUACCGCUACUUCAUCCGAGCCAUCAUCCGCCACUCAGACCUCAUUACAAAGGAAGCCUCAUUUGAAUACCUUCAAAAUGAGGGAGAACGUCUUCUCCUGGAGGCCAUGGAUGAGCUGGAGGUGGCCUUCAGUAACACCAGCGUCCGAACAGACUGCAACCACAUCUUCCUCAACUUUGUCCCAACCGUUAUCAUGGACCCCUCGAAGAUAGAGGAGUCUGUCCGCUCCAUGGUGAUGCGCUAUGGCAGCCGUCUGUGGAAGCUGCGGGUCCUUCAGGCAGAACUGAAGAUCAACAUCCGCCUGACGCCAACGGGAAAUGCUGUUCCUGUCCGUCUGUUUCUCACUAAUGAAUCUGGCUAUUAUUUGGACAUCAGCCUGUACAAGGAGGUCAAUGACCUAAGUUCUGGACAGAUCAUGUUCCAGUCCUAUGGAGACAAGCAGGGUCCUCUGCACGGCAUGCUGAUCAACACUCCUUAUGUGACCAAGGAUCUGCUGCAGGCCAAACGCUUCCAGGCUCAAACUCUGGGCACCACAUACGUCUACGACUUCCCUGAGAUGUUCAGACAGGCUCUGUUUAAGCUCUGGGGUCCAGGGGAAAAGUAUCCUAAAGACGUGCUGAUUUGCGCUGAGCUGGUUCUGGACCCACAAGGUCGACUGGUGCAGAUGAACCGCCUACCUGGUGACAAUGAUGUGGGGAUGGUCGCCUUCAGGAUGAAGAUGAAGACUCCAGAGUACCCCGAGGGCAGGGACAUCAUUGUCAUCUGCAACGACAUCACUUACAUGAUCGGCUCGUUCGGUCCUCAGGAGGACGAGCUGUUCCUCAGGGCGUCGGAGCUGGCUCGGGCAGAGGGCAUCCCCCGCAUUUACAUCUCGGCCAACAGCGGAGCGCGCAUCGGCCUCGCUGAAGAAAUCAAACACAUGUUCCAGGUGGCAUGGAUCGACCCUGCUGACCCCUACAAGGGUUUCAAGUACCUUUACCUGACACCUCAGGACUACACACGUAUCAGCUCCACCAAUUCUGUUCACUGUCACCACGUAGAGGAAGGAGGAGAGUCCAGGUACAUCAUCACGGACAUCAUCGGGAAGGAUGAAGGUCUUGGUGUUGAGAACCUGAGAGGAUCUGGCACCAUCGCUGGAGAAUCUUCUCAGGCCUAUGAGGAGAUUAUUACAAUCAGCAUGGUGACGUGUCGUGCUAUUGGGAUCGGAGCCUAUCUGGUCCGUUUGGGACAGCGAGUGAUUCAGGUGGAGAACUCUCACAUCAUCCUGACUGGAGCAAGUGCUCUGAACAAGGUUCUGGGCAGAGAGGUCUACACCUCAAACAACCAGCUGGGAGGAAUCCAGAUCAUGCACAACAAUGGAGUGACUCACACCACGGUGCCAGAUGACUUUGAGGGCGUCUUCACCAUCCUGCAGUGGCUCUCCUACAUGCCAAAGAACAAACACUCUCCUGUGCCUAUCAUAGCAGCUAAAGAUCCAGUGGACAGAGAGAUAGAGUUCACUCCUACUAAAGCUCCGUAUGACCCUCGCUGGAUGCUGGCCGGUCGACCUCACCCCACGGUGAGAGGCGCCUGGCAGAGCGGAUUCUUCGACCAAGGCUCUUUCAUGGAGAUCAUGGAGUCCUGGGCUAAGACGGUGGUGGUAGGAAGAGCUCGGUUAGGAGGAAUACCUCUUGGUGUCAUCGCUGUUGAAACACGCACAGUAGAGUUGACCGUCCCAGCCGAUCCAGCCAACCUGGACUCAGAAUCUAAAGUUUUGCAGCAGGCUGGUCAGGUGUGGUUCCCAGACUCAGCCUUUAAAACAGCUCAGGCCAUUUGUGACUUCAACCGUGAGCGUGUGCCUCUCAUGGUGUUCGCCAACUGGAGGGGCUUCUCCGGGGGAAUGAAGGAUAUGUAUGACCAGGUACUGAAGUUCGGAGCCUACAUUGUGGAUGCCCUGCAUGGUUUCCGUCAGCCGGUGCUGGUGUACAUCCCACCACAUGCUGAGCUGAGGGGAGGGUCCUGGGUGGUGAUUGACCCCACCAUCAACCCGCUGUGUAUGGAGCUCUAUGCUGACAGGGAGAGCAGAGGGGGUGUGCUGGAGGCUGAGGGCACAGUGGAGAUCAAAUUCAGGAAGAAGGACCUGCUGAAGACCAUGAGAAGACUAGAUUCCGUCUAUGCCAGUCUGGUUGAGCAGCUUGCUUCCCUGGAGCUGUCUGACAAACAGUGCAGAGAGCUGGAGUCACAGCUCAAAGCCAGAGAAGAAUUCCUGUUGCCCAUCUACCACCAGGUGGCAGUGCAGUUUGUAGACCUGCACGACACCCCAGGGAGGAUGCAGGAGAAGGGUGUCAUCACUGAUAUUCUGGAUUGGAAGAACGUGCGGACGUUCUUUUACUGGCGUCUCCGUCGCCUCUUGUUGGAGCAGGUGGUGAAAUGUGAGAUUCUGCAGGCCAACAAGGACCUCAGUGACGGACACGUGCAGUCCAUGCUGCGACGCUGGUUUGCUGAGACAGAGGGAACCGUCAAGGCUUACCUCUGGGACAAUAACCAAGCUGUAGUUGAGUGGCUUGAGAAGCAUUUGUCCAUGGAGGACAGCGGCACGCAGUCAGCCAUCAGAGAGAACAUCAAGUACUUGAAACGAGAAAACACUUUGAAACACAUCCGCAGCCUGGUGCAGGCGAACCCUGAUGUGGCCAUGGACUGCAUCAUCCACAUGAGCCAGAGCAUCACUCCGUCCCAGAGGGCCAAGCUCUUGCAUCUGUUCUCAACUAUGGACAACACCAGCGCCAGUUAAGCUGAGGGGCUUUACCAGGUUGUGAUAUUAAAGACAACGAAGGGUCGUAUCCACCUGAUUGUGCUGUAUAAGUAAAGAGGGGGGGCAUUUAAAGAUAUAAAGGUGAUUGUACAGGAUUAUAGUCGGGGCAAUUCUUUGCACUACGCACAUGCUGAAUGUGACCUACUCCUAAGUUAUUACAGAACCACUACAAAGCCCUGUCUUUUAUAAUCUGUUCCAAUGAUUGUCUUUUACAUUUGUCGAGUGUUUGCACCUGAUGGUGUAUCAGUGUUAAAAAUGUAUCUCAAUAAGCUCUUUGUGGUCUAUCGAGGUCAGGGUUAUACAAUCAAAGAAAUAGAAGCCAAAGUCCUGAGGCAGUAAAAUAGUGAAUUGAUGUUUCAGAUACAUUUUUGUGCAAUUAUUUUAUCAGUAUUGUGAUGCAAAAAUGCAAAUUAAGAAGCAGGUAAAAUUGUGUACUGCAGUGUCAUGAGUUCAGUUGUGUUCGUCAUUUCACUGUUGACACUGGAGCCAGUGGUCCAUUCUUUUCAAUGUUUCUUUCAGUCUCUGAUGUUUAUGUGCUAAAGACAAUGGUAUGUAUGACAGGAGAUGGUGUGACACUGUAUUUGAUACUUCUGAGCUUCCUUCAUUUCUCUCUGUGCAUCUCUGAGACACAUUUCUUCAGACUCAGGUUUGGUCAAAGAUGGACAUUAACGACUGAAGUGGUCUCGCCGGCUGAUGUCUUGAUUUGCCUCGCCUCCGAUCAGAAAUAUCAACCGUGACAUUUCCUUUGAAUGUACAUAAGCUCUUUCCUGUGUCUUGUUUUCCCCCCAAGGGAUGUUGUUAAUAAAUAUCAUUGAUAUA
Messenger RNA from Hippoglossus stenolepis (Pacific halibut), 8648 nucleotides. It is a transcript of the gene acacb, whose product is annotated as acetyl-CoA carboxylase beta. The transcript is spliced from 53 exons. Gene Ontology annotation, molecular function: acetyl-CoA carboxylase activity; ATP binding; metal ion binding. Lineage: Eukaryota; Metazoa; Chordata; Actinopteri; Pleuronectiformes; Pleuronectidae. Bases 1062 to 7808 code for a protein of 2248 amino acids. The record is from RefSeq and is a predicted model, not a curated record. Gene Ontology annotation, biological process: fatty acid biosynthetic process.